Molecule: messenger RNA, 885 nt
Organism: Ogataea parapolymorpha DL-1
Lineage: Eukaryota; Fungi; Ascomycota; Pichiomycetes; Pichiales; Pichiaceae
Exons: 1
Coding region: 1-885 (294 amino acids)
Source: RefSeq, a predicted model, not a curated record
AUGUCAGUUUACGAGGCCGCAAAGCUGGCAAACACGCUAGGGUUCGCCCUCAUGCCGGUGGCCACCGUGCCGACGGUCGGCUCCACGGCGAGUUUAGUCCCAAUCGUAGGCACCGUGCUGGACCUGGCGAACUGCGUGUUGUCCUCAGCAUGGCAGCCGGACCUGAAAAUGGCUCUUUCGCUAGUGCUCCGGGCGUUUCUGGACGCCUAUCUGCUGUUCCUGUGGAUCCAACAGUCGCGGCUAAAGAGCCCAAUAUCCGCCGCGAGACCCAGUUGUCUGCCCCGUCAAAACCGCUUCUUCUUCACGCCCAGCUCAAUUCCCGCCAAUAGGGCAGAAACAAUAGACCACCUGCCACUCUGCAACAACGACAGCAACCUUGUGAUAUCUGGAAGUUACCCUCCAAAACACAAACCGCAAACAGCGCCUGUCCUGGCCGCGCUUCUGGCCGUGUCGCCUGUGCCAUCAAAUGCAAGCCCACUAAAUUACAGCCUGCAAAACUCACCGCCCAUACCUGCCGGAACACCCGCGCUAAUCGGCAUGGUGCUCGUAGUGGCCACCAAGCUAGCAGAGUGCUACAGCACGUACUUCUGCGGCAGGAAACCGUACCAGAAUGUUGGAGAGACGGUAGCUGUGCUCGUUGUUAUGACAACACAUUGGGGGUUUGGUUAUUUAUUCGAUUCUGUAGCACUGCUCGCUGUGGUGCAGGCCCUCAACAUCGUCGCCGUGUUGGGGUUGUUUUUCGUGCCAAAACGGAAUCACGGCGCCCUUGCCAAGGCCCAAUACGGAUCAUUGGACAUGUCCGACUCACAGGCAAGUCUGUACGACUCUUUCGGCAUAUCCUCCAUCGACAAAGACCAAACGGUGCACACGGUUGAGCAGCUCUGA